AGAUGAUCAAGGCAAAGACACCUUGCUGUCGUUCAUCGGCCCCACUGCCGGCCGAGACGCCAAGAAGGUAGCGGUCAGUCAAAAGAUGGACAUGUUGGUGUCUGUGGUCAUAAACGAUAACUUUGACGUACCCAUCAACAUCUCGAUGGAACUGGACGCUAUCGAAAUUAACGGCUGUGGUGGAACGACACUGACCCUGAAUGUGACAGAAGAGAGCCAAUAUCUGACCUCCCUGGGCUACCCACAGCUGUACAAGAGUGACGUAAUGUGUGUGUGGAAACUUCUAGCUCCAAAAGACAAACACAUCGUGAUUGAGGUCAUCGACCUAAACAUGGACACCGACCCAGGGAUCUCUGGGAACUGCCUGACCCUCAGUGACAAUGCAGACCCGUACAUCUUCCGCGGCGACUCUUCUCUGUGUGAGGACCACCCCAGCACCAGGUCCUGGACGUUCUGGGGUUCCUGGAUGACCUUAGCCUUCAAGACCAACACCUCUGGAUCAGGGGCAAGCUUCCGGGUCCGAAUGCAGGCUGUGGAGCCGGACUACCCCAGUAGGAUCUCUACCCGCACGCAAGCCAUCAUCGGUGGUUCAGUGGCCGGGGCCUUCCUGCUCUUCGCCAUUCUGGACGCCAUCUGUAGGUCUUCCAGGGUCAACAAAAAAGACGUGAUCGCAGAAACUGUUCCCGACACAAAUAUGUCUGGAAAGUACGACACGAGCGACCAGUUGUGAGAUUACAGGUGUUGAUGACGUCAUUCUGGACACUGCUGGUGGCCCAUCCGGCUCAGAGGUCCAUGUGGGUUUUUUAAAAUGAUUUUUGUAGUAAAGGUUUUAGUUUUACAGCACUUGUAACACAAUUAAGUUGGUAUAAAUGUUGAAGAUGAGAGGUGUUGCAAGAUAUUAACACGCAGAAAAGAAGGUGAGAUAAGGGCGAUAGUUGUUUGAUAGAACAUAAGGAUAAGAUAAGAUA
Aplysia californica (California sea hare) is the source of this 968-nucleotide messenger RNA. Its product is annotated as tumor necrosis factor-inducible gene 6 protein. The record is from RefSeq and is a predicted model, not a curated record. The transcript has 6 exons. Lineage: Eukaryota; Metazoa; Mollusca; Gastropoda; Aplysiida; Aplysiidae. The coding region runs from base 86 to 730 and encodes 214 amino acids.